This is a messenger RNA of Hipposideros armiger (great roundleaf bat), 1124 nucleotides long. It is a transcript of the gene RNPC3, whose product is annotated as RNA binding region (RNP1, RRM) containing 3. The annotation marks the transcript as partial. Gene Ontology annotation, biological process: mRNA splicing, via spliceosome. Gene Ontology annotation, molecular function: pre-mRNA intronic binding; U12 snRNA binding. The record is from RefSeq and is a predicted model, not a curated record. The transcript has 7 exons. NCBI's taxonomy places the organism in Eukaryota, Metazoa, Chordata, Mammalia, Chiroptera, Hipposideridae. Gene Ontology annotation, cellular component: U12-type spliceosomal complex.
UUUCAUUCCCUCGGUUGGUCUUUGUCUCUAUUCCUUGUUUGACAACUUUUUUAAGCCUCACGUCUUUCGGGUGAAUUUUAGUUUUGAAUGCCUUUAGCGGCUACCUGGAUUUUAACCACGUUGCUUUCCCAUCGCUGUAGAACCUCACUCUUCAGCCCGAGUCCCCGGGUUCUGAACAGGAGUCGCGGGGCUGCGGCGCAAGUCUCGCGAGAAGUCGACUGUCUCUCGCGUUAUUUCCCAGUUUCCAGAAUCCUUAGCGCGAGGCGGAAAAAUACUCAUUUAUCUCAGCUUCUGUUUAGGAGUGCAUAUUUCACUGCGGCUUCUUCCGUCGGCUUCCGUGUUGCUGUCUCUCUGAGUGAAAUGGCGGCCCCGGAGCAGCCGCUGCCCAUGUCGAGAGGAUGCCAGAGCUCUGUUGCGCUGUCUCCGCCGCGGGGCGACCGAACCCUCCUCGUGAGGCACCUGCCAGCCGAGCUGACCGCUGAGGAGAAGGAGGACUUGCUCAAGUAUUUUGGAGCUCAGUCUGUGCGCGUCCUGUCAGAUAAGGGGCGGCUGGACAAAGUUAUCAACUUUUUUACUCUUUUGUUCUUCCAACUGAAGGCAUUGACAAGACUCCAUCAGCUGAAACUUUUAGGUCAUACUUUAGUUGUUGAAUUUGCAAAAGAGCAAGAUCGAGUUCCUUCACCGUGUCCCCCUUCAAGCACUGACAAAAAGAAGAGGUCAGAUGACCCAGUGGAAGAUGAUAAAGAAAAGAAAGAACUUGGUUGUUUAACUAUAGAAAAUGGAAUUGCACCAAACCAUGGGCUGAGUUUUCCUCUAAAUUCAUGCCUCAAGUAUAUGUACCCACCACCUUCAAGCACAAUCCUAGCAAACAUAGUAAAUACUUUGGCAAGUGUACCUAAGUUCUAUGUACAGGUGCUUCAUCUUAUGAAUAAAAUGAAUUUGCCCACACCUUUUGGACCAAUUACUGCACGACCUCCUAUGUAUGAAGACUAUAUGCCAUUGCAUGCACCUCUUCCACCUGCAUCUCCUCAGCCACCAGAGGAACCUCCUUUGCCAGAUGAGGAUGAGGAAUUAUCUAGUAAAGAAUCAGAAUAUGAAAGCAGUGAUGAUGAAGACCGACAGAG